CGCGAACGGGCGCAUUUUGGGUGAUAGCCCAACGGAGAGAGAGUCCAUUGCUAUUUUAGUCUCCCUCGAAUGACUUCAAUACAAGCUUUCACAGGUAUCGUCUGUCGGUCGAAGCGCCACUGUCUUCCAAUUCUGCCCGCCAAGAACCCACUCGUCAUGAGUGUACGUCACCCUGCGAAACCACCGACAUGAAUAAUUGACGGGUCAAUUGGCGACCACCACGGUUUGUAUGGCCAUGCAUGCCACAUCUCGCAUAGAUUUUGUCGGCAUUCAGCACGGCGCACAGUAUGAUCGGCAGCAUGCAGGUGAUGAUUCCCGCCGUCAGUCUCCGCCGACGUACUGUACACAACACUACACAGUACGUUUCUCGGCUAUCUCGUGCAACCCGUCCUCACAUGCUGCUUUCGUCCACCGCCAGAGUCAACAUUCCGCGCCACCCUGUUUGUUGACCGCGUACACGCGUCUUCCAGCAGCGACACGUCUCUGCUCCAGAGGCGACGAUUUUUGUCCAGGAAAAUUUCUGGGGGACUUUGUUGUGAACUUAUGGAUGUGUAUGGAGUACGCCCUUGGUCCAAGCCUACUCGGGAGGUUGACAGCUUACUGGUGGGGCAGAUCAACUCAAAGCUUGGAGGGAAUAUCCUUGCUUGCAUUCCUGACUACACUAGCCUCACCCAACGAAAAGGUCCAUCAUGGCUACACUUAUGAAAUGAGCUAUGAAGCCGUGUCGGAGGGACCCGUGCUCUCCCAUGCGCUUCCCCAUCAGCGGCUUCGACAUUGUCCCUCCAUCGGAAGUGCUUGAGGAGAAGCGAUUCGAGCAUUUGGACAUGCCAAAGGGCCUCAGAUCGUCUCUGUAGGCCUACAUAUUGCUUCACAGCUCAGACCUGAGAAUGACAAGAUGGGGAAGACAGGCAGCAACAUCUCUCUCCCCGUCGGCGCCCCUUUCUGCACGCUUAAGCAACUGUAAGCCAACAGCCAUAGCAAAGAUCUUCAUCCUAGCUCUUUGCGAAUCUCGCUUCCAUCGGUUUUUCAAUCUAAACUUUCUUCAGCUCAACUCGAGUGCUACCUUGAGGCAGCUCCGCUGUCACACGACCCCAUUCAUCAACAGUAGUCUGAACCGGAAAAGAC
This is a messenger RNA of Aspergillus brunneoviolaceus CBS 621.78, 1125 nucleotides long. RefSeq lists its product as uncharacterized. The transcript has a single exon. The coding region runs from base 230 to 799 and encodes 189 amino acids. The record is from RefSeq and is a predicted model, not a curated record. Lineage: Eukaryota; Fungi; Ascomycota; Eurotiomycetes; Eurotiales; Aspergillaceae.